This is a messenger RNA of Caenorhabditis briggsae, 756 nucleotides long. Bases 1 to 756 code for a protein of 251 amino acids. Gene Ontology annotation, cellular component: cytoplasm; nucleoplasm; proteasome activator complex. The transcript has 3 exons. Gene Ontology annotation, biological process: positive regulation of endopeptidase activity; regulation of G1/S transition of mitotic cell cycle; regulation of proteasomal protein catabolic process. The record is from RefSeq and is a predicted model, not a curated record. Gene Ontology annotation, molecular function: endopeptidase activator activity. Lineage: Eukaryota; Metazoa; Nematoda; Chromadorea; Rhabditida; Rhabditidae.
AUGACCAAAAAACAGGCCCAUCCGGAAAACAAAGAGCUUUCUGAAUACAAGCAAAAGUUGUUCGCAGAUGCCGAAAGAAUAGUGAAGGAAGAAUUCCCAAAAAAUGUGCUCGAGUUUGACGCUCUUCUGAAAAGUCCAAAGCUUUCGUACGAUCGUCUUGCCCAAAUUCUCCCUGACAAAUCGCUGAAUAUUCCGAUUCCGGAUGUAGAUAAUGGAAACACAGACAGCGAUGAGCCAGCUGCGAAGCGCAAGAGAGUCGCCGAUGAAGUAGUCAAGCAAACUGGCCCUCCAGUGUACGCAUUCACUAGUGGAACUGUUCCAUGCAACGAGAAUCUUGCUCAAUUGAUGGAUACUGUCCGCCCGAGACUUCGUGACGCUGUUGAGCAAUGCAACACUGUCAAAAUGUGGAUCACUCUUCUGAUUCCUCGUAUCGAGGACGGAAACAACUUCGGGGUUGGAAUUCAAGAAGAAACAUUAUCCGAAGUCAGAAACGUCGAGAGUGAAGCCGCUUCAUUCCUUGAUCAGAUGAGUCGGUACUUCACCACCCGUGGAAAGCUAAUCACCAAGAUUGCCAAGUAUCCACAUGUUGAUGACUACAGAAGAGCCAUUCUGGAUAUGGACGAAAAGCAGUUUAUCAACAUCAGAUUGGUCGUUCUCGAAAUGCGCAAUCAUUUCUCGACUCUUCACGACAUGAUCAUGAAGAACUACGAGAAAAUCAAGGUUCCUCGCAACUCCAACACGGAGCAUCUUUAUUAA